Messenger RNA from Rotaria sp. Silwood2, 948 nucleotides. The record is from the annotation of a GenBank genome assembly. NCBI's taxonomy places the organism in Eukaryota, Metazoa, Rotifera, Eurotatoria, Philodinida, Philodinidae.
GUCAGUUAGUAUUUUUAAUAAAGAUAAAAAAGAAAAAACCGUUCGAAAUUUGCAUGAAGAUAAUGCUCGAUUUUUAUGGUUACCAUUGUUAGUUGAUAUUCUUGUACAAAUACCACAUAAUAAUCAAUCAAGUAAAAAAAGCUAUUGAAAAACUUCGUCAAAAUUACAAGUCGAAUGAAGUUCUUCGUUACUAUACAGCUGCUUCAUUUUUAUUUCGUUUAUUUAAUGAAGCAUUUCGCAUCGAAAAUAUUGAUUUUCUCUUAGUGUUUCGUUUUUUUCUUAGCCAAUCUGUAUAAUAACUUAUGUGAUUUAUAUGCUAAACAAUUUUUAAAUGAUACCAACAAUAUUAAUCAUAGUUUAGAAGUAUUUUGUGAUCAGUUUAUGACUAUGAAUGAAUUUAGCAUUAUCAAAAAAUAUAUCGGACGUUUGAUAUCGAUUAAUUCAUUUUUUCAACAACAGCAUACUAUCCGGUUGCACGAAUAUUUGCUGGCUUUAGCGAGCAAAAUAAACCACCAGAUAGAAUAUCUGUUUUAUUUCAAAUUGAAAUUGAUGACGUUAGUCAUUCAUUAAAAAGACCAUUUGCUUCUAUACGAGAGUUUUCUAAAAAUUAAAGAUGAAGAUGAGAUACUCUUUUCUGUUGGCACAAUAUUUCAUGUUGUAAACGUUAUUAAUGAACCCGGAAGUAAUCAAGAUUGGUACGUAAAAUUGAAAUUAGUCAAUGAUAAUGGAAUAACUGAAUUUCAAAAAGAAUUAGAACAAAAAUUUUGCACUAAUUGCGAUUUAUGUAGUCUCGGAUCUGUUUUAAUUAAAAUCGGUGAUUAUGAUAAAGCAGAACGAUAUUUUCAUAUUAUUCUUGAACAUGCUACAAGAAAUCAAGAAAUUAUUCCUAGAGUAUUUACAUAUCUUGGAAUUAUUUAUAAUAAUAAAGGUAGUUAUCAACAAGCGUGA